Eimeria necatrix is the source of this 1371-nucleotide messenger RNA. RefSeq lists its product as hypothetical. Gene Ontology annotation, molecular function: ATP hydrolysis activity; ATP binding. Lineage: Eukaryota; Apicomplexa; Conoidasida; Eucoccidiorida; Eimeriidae. Gene Ontology annotation, cellular component: cytoplasm. Bases 1 to 1371 code for a protein of 456 amino acids. The record is from RefSeq and is a predicted model, not a curated record. The transcript has 5 exons.
AUGCUGCGGAACAUACCGCACUGCCUCACCGAAGCCGACAUCAAAGAAGUGGCGGAGAACACGCAGGCGUUCGUGGCUGCGGACUUGGCGCUGCUGCUGCGUACGGCGGCGACGGCUGCGCUGCGGCAGAGCCUGCAGCAGCAGCAGCAGCAGCAGCAGCAGCAGCAGCAGCAGCAGCAGCAGCGGGCGCUGGGCCGCGGGGACUUCGCCGCUGCGCUGCGGGCCGUGAGGCCCUCCGGCCUGAAAGCCCUUGCAUGCGAAGUGCCCCAAGUGACCUGGGAAGACAUCGGGGGCUACUGUGGGGCCAAGUUGCUGCUGCAGCAAUGCGUGGAGUGGCCUUUGAGCCACAGCAGCAGCUUCCAGCAGCUGCGGCUGCUGCCUCCCAAGGGUUUGCUGCUGUACGGGCCCCCCGGCUGCAGCAAAACCCUCCUCGCCAAGGCAGUCGCCACCGAGUCCAAAAUGAACUUCCUCUCCGUCAAGGGGCCGGAGCUCUUCUCCAAGUGGGUCGGCGAAUCAGAAAAGGCAAUUAGGCUCUUAUUUAGGCGGGCGCGGCAAAAUGCCCCUUGCGUAAUUUUCUUCGACGAGAUCGACGCCUUGGGAGUGGACAGGGAGAAGGGCGACGCUUCGGGUGUGGAGACGCGGGUGCUGUCGCAGCUGCUGACGGAAAUGGAUGGCAUCGGGCCCCACACUUCAGUGGUGGUGCUGGCAGCAACAAACCGCCCCGAUCUGCUCGAUGCUGCGCUGCUGCGGCCGGGGCGGCUGGACCGUCUGGUGUACGUACAGCUGCCGGACCCGCGGGCGCGGCAGCAGAUCGCCUUCAACACCCUCAAGCACGUGCCCAUUCACCCCACAGCAGCAGCAGCAGCAGCAGCAGCUGCUGCUGCUGCUGCUGCUGAUGGGGGCGCGGGAGAAGCUGCUGCGGCAGAGCCUCCGGGAGAAGCUGCUGCUGCUGCUGCUCACAAGCAAGAACACGCAGCUUGGGCCAACCCGAAAAGGGAAGACGGGCUUACUGACGGGCUGCAGCAGCAGCCGCAGCAGCAGCAGCCGCAGCAGCAGCAGCAGCAGCAGCAAAACCCGGUGGCUGCCCCUGCUGCUGUGGCAGAGUGGUUGAGUUCACGCACAGCUGGCUACAGCGGCGCUGAGAUUGUUAUGAUUUGCAAGGAAGCAGCAUUAGAAGCAAUUAGGGAACAUAUUGCUGGCUGCGUAGACUCCCAGCAGCAGCAGCAGCAGCAGCAGCAGCAGCAGCAGCAGCAGCAGCAGGGGCUGCUGGCGCUGCGGAUGCGGCACCUGGAGGCGGCUCUGCAGCGCGUACAGCCCCGCACGCCCCAGUCGCUGCUGCAGCUGUACAAGGAAUACAGCAGCAAGAACUAA